Diaporthe amygdali is the source of this 1911-nucleotide messenger RNA. Its product is annotated as HET-domain-containing protein. The transcript is spliced from 4 exons. NCBI's taxonomy places the organism in Eukaryota, Fungi, Ascomycota, Sordariomycetes, Diaporthales, Diaporthaceae. The coding region runs from base 1 to 1911 and encodes 636 amino acids. The record is from RefSeq and is a predicted model, not a curated record.
AUGGAAGUCUUGUUCCACAAACUUGGGAAGCCCCCGUAUCGGUUUGACCAAAUAACGCCGUUACUGGACGAAGCCGCCUCCUUAACCACGAAUCCAGAGAACACAUCAGCACAGCACCAGGAUAGUGCAAUACACAUCAUUGAAUCGGUGGAGGCCUUGGCUGGAAUCGUUGAAUUUGACCUGUCUGAAGCUUUUCCACAAUUCAACAUUGAGCCGAGCGAAGCGGUAAUUGAGCAAUUAGGACCACACAAAGGUUCCUACGUCCCGCCGGCCGAAUUUGAACUCCUUCAUGCGAUCGCGCCGAAAACACUGCACCUCAAGGAAUGGUUGUUCGACAGUCCCGAGCUACUAUCAAAAAAUCACCGGCCGGAGGCGGGCAAUGCCCAUUUAUGUCGACACUGUGAAUGGUCGUUCCAGCGACUUGCAAGGGUCCCAAUUGAGAUCGAUGACGCCCGCGAAUUCUUACACUUCCAGACUGUUACAUCACCGCACUCCAACCUUGCCUUCAUAAGGCGGCAAUUGUCUUCAACGGAGAAGAGUGCGACAAGCACUCGCUAUCGACCGAAAAGACUUUUGGAUAUUGGCUUCAGCCAGGACCCUGAGCCAAAAUUGAUAGAUGGCCAGCAAGCUGAAGAGGAUCUCAAUGGUUUCAGGUACGCUGCGCUAAGCUAUUGCUGGGGCUCAGCAAAAGAAUGUCAGAGUCAGCUCAAGCUCACAUCGGAGACUCGAUCCGAGUUCUUCAGCUCGAUUCCUUACCGUUCCAUGACCCCUGUCCUUCACGAUGCAAUUACUGCUCCUCUGGCGCGAGACCUCCUGCAUUCAAAGUGGAACAAUCGAGGAUGGGUGUUCCAGGAAAAGAUUAUUUCACCAAGGCUCCUUUAUUUCGGCGCCAGAAUGAUCCACUUCCAGCAAGGGAACCGUGUGAUCAGUGAGGACGGGUGUCCCAUUGAGGGAGACAUUUUUGAUUCUUCAUUUUACGUACCACAUCACUACUCAACAAAUCUUCUACAUCAGCUCGAGAUGCUUCAGAGCAAAGAAUCGAUCAUUAUCGAUUUCUGGUACAGGCUCGUCAAAGACUUUAGUAAUUCGAACUUCACGAAUGUGCGAGACACUUUUCCGGCUAUCGCAGGCAUAGCGAGGUCAAUCCAGGAAUUCACAAAGCACCAAUAUCUGGCUGGCCUUUGGGAGGAAGACCUUUGCUGCGGGUUGCUAUGGAAUACCUCUCGAGAAAUUAAUGUCGGCAAACGCCGCGUGGACGGCGUGAACCCAUAUGGUCGUAUUAGGAGCGCAUCGAUCUCUCUUUUUGGUCCAAUGAUAAGAAUUAAGCCUGGUUCGAUGCCUUCCGUUGAUAGGCAGGGCAACAGACUCUGGGUCUGCGAGCUGUUCCCUGACUGUCUCGCCAUUCUUCAGCCAGACUGGACACCAAUCGAGCCACACAGAACUACAGGAAUCGGCAAGCGGAUGCAAGCACAGGUGCAACUACUGUUGAUAUCUAGUUGCUGCUCUGAUCAGAGAAUCAGGAGUAGCAGUCGAGACGUCCAUACGCCUCCUCGAGAUGACCUCGCAAAGCUAGCCACUGAGCCAGCAACUGAGCCAGCCCAUUAUUUCCACACACAUGCGUCAUACGGCAAGAAAAUGACAUCCGAGGAGAUGGAGACAAUAGAAAAUGAAGCCAUGAAGCCAGAGUACAGAAAUUGCUUCUACGAAGACAGCUAUGAUGGUUUUGAUACCGCAACUCAUUGUGAUCUAUGCUCGGAUCGGGACUUGAGACGAGAUAUAUGGGGCCUUAUGACCUAUCCAGCAGGGCCUCAGGAUACAUAUUAUCGUGUGGGGACAUUUUUCUCCAGAGCAGAGCAUGGUGGCUCUGCCAUUUUCAAGGGUAUUGAGCCCCGCAAGAUUACCUUGGUGUAA